Bombina bombina (fire-bellied toad) is the source of this 1403-nucleotide messenger RNA. Its product is annotated as E3 SUMO-protein ligase ZBED1-like. Bases 221 to 1144 code for a protein of 307 amino acids. Gene Ontology annotation, molecular function: protein dimerization activity. The transcript is spliced from 2 exons. NCBI's taxonomy places the organism in Eukaryota, Metazoa, Chordata, Amphibia, Anura, Bombinatoridae. The record is from RefSeq and is a predicted model, not a curated record.
UCAUGUAAAAUGCUUCGCCCAUACACUGAAUCUCGCAUCCCAGCGGGCACUGAAAGUGGCCACGCUCUCCAGGCUUUUAGGCAGAGUGCGACGAAUAUCAACAUUUUUUCACCGCAGCACUACAGCAAACCACUGUCUGAAAGAAAAACAGAAAUAUCUUGGCCUGAAGAAUCAUAAGCUGAUAACUGAUGUGACAACAAGGUGGAACAGCUCAUAUGACAUGGUCGAGAGGUUCCUAGAACAGCAACCUGCAAUCUGUGCCACAUUGUUGUCUCCAGAAGUCAGAAAAAGUGAGUCAGAUCUCUGCACUCUCAACGAAACAGAUGUGUCAAAUGCAGAGGAUGCUGUGAGUGCAUUAAAGCCAAUGAAAGAUGCAACCACACUGAUGUCAGAAGAGCGCAAUCCAACUGUUUCUCUCAUUGCCCCUCUAAAUGCACAACUGCUCCAGAACAUGACAGACACCAUGGGAGACACACCCAUGAUCCAUGAGAUCAAGAAUGCCAUCAAAACAGAUCUCCUGAAGAGGUACAGCAGUGAGGCAGAGAAGAAGAUACUUUAUACAGCCUCUGCCCUGGAUCCUCGUUUUAAGGGACUGCCUUUUAUUCUCACAGAGGAGGAGAGAUUGGAGAUAUACAGAGGAGUGACUGAGGAGGCUGCAUCCUUGGAGAUUGAGUGUACUAGUACAGUUACAUCUAGGAGGACAAACGUGGAUGAAGUGCCACUGCCUGAGGGAAAAGAAACUCUGGAAGAAGAAUCACCCAUCGAGGAGGAUAACCCUUCUCCUCCCAAAAGAAAGUCCACAUCGCUGCUCAUGACUUUGCUGGGACAGUCUUUCACUGACACUGAAGGUACAAUAGAACCCAAGACCCCCUAUGCCAAGGCUGAAGAGGAAAUAGAGAAAUAUUGUAAAGCCCCAUCUCUGCCUCUCACUGAAGACCCUUUGAAAUGGUGGCAUGUACAUGAGGUCAUAUUUCCCCUCCUCUCUCAUUUGUCAAAGCGAUACUUGUGUAUCCCAGGUACAAGCGUGUCUGCAGAGCGGGUUUUCUCCACUGCAGGAGAUGUGGUAACGGCAAAAAGAAGCACCCUCAAACCAGAGCAUGUGGAUCAACUAGUGUUCUUACAGAAAAACCUACAUAUUCCAUAAUUCUGAGUAGUGAUUCAGGUUUAUAAUAUUAAUAUUUAAUGUUUUUUGGCACAUCCAGAAGAAUGUGCUGUGUGCCCCAUUGCCCAGUGCAGACUACUGUUAAGUUAUUUUAUAUUUGUUACUAUUAUAUUGCUUAUAGCUUUUUGAAAAAUGAAGCUUAAAACCUUGAGUAAAUCUUUGUUAGAUCACAAAAUAUACUAGUACACUACACGACACGACCGACCACGUCACUCUGUCACAGUCACACACACACACACAA